Messenger RNA from Dentiscutata heterogama, 882 nucleotides. The record is from the annotation of a GenBank genome assembly. Lineage: Eukaryota; Fungi; Glomeromycota; Glomeromycetes; Diversisporales; Gigasporaceae.
AUGUCCGCUGCAGGCCUUGAUAUGUCUCUUGAUGAAAUCAUUGCAAAAAAAAAACCUUCGAGAGGAACUAGGAGUGGAGGCCCUACCCGUGGUGGUGGCGUUACAAAACGCUCAAGCGGACCAAUUAGAAACACUCGAUCUUCACUGGCUAGAUCUCGCCCUUACGCCGCAACUUCUACAGCAGCAAACAUCUCCGCAUCCCCCGAAGGAAAAAUCCUUGUUUCAAACCUCGCUUACAAGGUGUCAGAGGCAGAUCUUUGGCGACCUUUGUACGAAAAUUUUUUAUCGUCAACGGCCCUUCUUCGCCUUGUUGCUUUGGUACCUGGAGAAUCAGAAAUCUUUUCUACAACGUUUUCCAAUCCGAACUACCUUAUUGCUCCUUCUGAAAACAAACCACCUGACCGCUAUCAAACCCUCCACACCCGCACUUCGACACCCCUAAUCCCUUUACAACACCAGGAACUCUUCCAAACUAUGAUCGGUCCUGUACGUCAGGUUAACCUCAACUUCGACCAAAGUGGCCGUUCGAAGGGUACGGCAUCCGUCGUUUUUGCGCGAAAAAAUGAUGCAGUUCGAUCGGUUGAAAAACUUCGGAAUAUCACCCUCGAUGGUCGCGAAUUGAAAAUUGAAUUUGUUGUCGCCCCUAAUACAGGUCCUAUCACUCAGCGCAUCGGUGGUAUCAAUGAAACUCGUUCUCCUGCACGCGGUUCAAGUUCUACGCGCGGUUCAACACGUGGUGCCCGUGGUGGCAGAGGACGCAGAACAGAUAACAGACCGAAAAAAACUCAAGAGGAAUUGGAUGCUGAAAUGAGUGAAUAUAUGCAGAUUGAUGAAGAUUCAUCUCAAGCAGCUGAUUCCACUACCGCUCCGUUGGCCCAAUAA